Messenger RNA from Salvia hispanica, 765 nucleotides. RefSeq lists its product as uncharacterized. The record is from RefSeq and is a predicted model, not a curated record. Lineage: Eukaryota; Viridiplantae; Streptophyta; Magnoliopsida; Lamiales; Lamiaceae.
GCCCCAUCGUCAUCCUUUCGCCGUUCUCAUUCUUGUUUGGAAGAAACGUGUGUGAGAGCAGAGGCCAUUCAUCCAAAACCCCCACACAUCUCUACUCACCAAGUUUACAAAGCUGUUCUCUCGGAGAUGGCCAACCAGCGAUUUUCCCAGAUGCGGAACCGAUACGCAAGGAACAAGAGAUUCCCAGUCGAGAAGUACCGGGGGUACAAGUGGGACGGGAGGACCUUUCUCUUGACUUAUGUCUCCAACUUUUAUGACCUAUGGAUGGACGCGUACGCUUUUGGGGGAGCCACUCACUACUCAGGGAUCGUGAAGCUCAUUCACACCCUACCGCCCCCAUGGAGUCAAUGGGUCGCAAAAGCGGCAAAACCAUACAUGUGGCAUAGCCCGCCCGAGUACACUCCGCGAGGAGACUUGGGCGGCCUAAUGGGAGUGCUACUUCCGGCGUUAGCAGCUUCAUGCGAUGGACCGCCACGCUACCCACCUCCGCCGAUCUUCCCACCUGGUCAAGCUCGCCUGCAGAAGUAUCGCUAUGACAUGGAGCCGCAUAUCUCCCGCGCUCCCAAAAGAGCAAGGCUCGGGAUCCGUACUUCGACCCCUCCUAGAAUGGGAAGGGAGAUCGAGAACAUGCUCAUGAUGGCCCCUUCACAUGUGAGUGCUGAAGCAGAAGACGAAGAGGUGGAGACUCUAGAGGAAGAAUGGAACCCGAAUAGGGAGAGUGUUGGGGAGACCGAGGAGGAGGAGAAAGAAGAGGGAGAGAUUUAG